AUGGCUGCGACAGCGGCUCCCGGCGAAACCGCCUCACCUGUGGCGGUUGUCUGUGUUGGCAUGGCAGGCUCGGGCAAGACGACGUUUAUGCAACGAAUCAACUCAUAUCUACACUCUCAGCGAAAGGCGCCAUAUGUCCUAAACCUAGACCCGGCAGUGCACUCGGUUCCGUUCGAGAGCAAUAUCGAUAUCCGGGAUUCGAUAAAUUACAAGGAGGUAAUGAAGCAGUACAACUUGGGGCCGAAUGGGGGGAUUCUGACAUCCUUGAACCUGUUUGCCACCAAGAUCGAUCAAAUCAUCGCCCUGCUAGAGAAGCGCACGGCUCCGACCGACCCCGCCAACACCAGUGGACGGCCGAUCGAGCACAUCCUAGUUGACACCCCCGGCCAGAUCGAGGUCUUCGUAUGGAGCGCCUCGGGGAGUAUCUUCCUCGAGACGAUGGCGUCCUCGUUCCCUACAGUGAUUGCGUAUGUGAUUGACACGCCGCGAACCAGUUCUACCAGCACGUUCAUGAGCAACAUGCUGUACGCCUGCAGCAUCCUGUACAAGACUAAGCUGCCGAUGAUUCUGGUAUUCAACAAAACGGAUGUCCAGGAUGCAGAGUUCGCUAAGGAGUGGAUGACCGACUUUGACGCCUUUCAGAAUGCUCUGCGUCAGGAGGAGGAAGCCGGCGCCUUUGGAGCGGAAGGUGGUGCCGGUGGAUUUGGCGCGGGCAGUGGGUACAUGGGGUCGCUGCUCAACAGCAUGAGUUUAAUGCUAGAGGAGUUCUAUCGCCAUUUAAGCGUCGUAGGGGUUAGCUCGAUGACCGGAGAUGGCGUGGAGGACUUUUUCCAGGCGGUGGAGGAGAAGCGGCAGGAGUUUGAGCGAGACUACCGCCCGGAGCUGGAGCGCAAGCAACAGGCUCGCGCCGAGGAGGCCUCGCAGCGACGAGAGGUCGAAUUGGGUAAGCUCAUGAAAGAUAUGGCUGUGUCGAACAAAAAGGCGCCUCGGAGGGACGCGCCCGAAACAGUGAGUGACGCAGAGGAAGACCCACUGGACGACGAUGCCAUUGGUGGUAACGAGAGCGACGGACUGUCGGGGGAUAGUGAUUCUGCUUCCGCGGUAGGGGACGAUACUGGUCUUAGCCAGCGAUACCAACAGGCGCUGGGAGAGUCCUCGGAGUCGCAGCAGCUGACUCAAGAGGAGCUCAGCUUCAUGAGGUACCUGCGUACCAGCAACCCUCAGUAA
Talaromyces rugulosus is the source of this 1227-nucleotide messenger RNA. RefSeq lists its product as uncharacterized. NCBI's taxonomy places the organism in Eukaryota, Fungi, Ascomycota, Eurotiomycetes, Eurotiales, Trichocomaceae. Bases 1 to 1227 code for a protein of 408 amino acids. Gene Ontology annotation, molecular function: GTPase activity. The transcript is spliced from 2 exons. The record is from RefSeq and is a predicted model, not a curated record.